Messenger RNA from Bipolaris sorokiniana ND90Pr, 377 nucleotides. RefSeq lists its product as uncharacterized. Gene Ontology annotation, biological process: translation. Gene Ontology annotation, molecular function: zinc ion binding; structural constituent of ribosome. The transcript has 3 exons. Lineage: Eukaryota; Fungi; Ascomycota; Dothideomycetes; Pleosporales; Pleosporaceae. The record is from RefSeq and is a predicted model, not a curated record. Gene Ontology annotation, cellular component: ribosome; cytosolic small ribosomal subunit. The coding region runs from base 104 to 310 and encodes 68 amino acids.
GAGGAACUUCGUCAAGCCUACAGCAAGCCCGUCCAACACCGCCGACAACAGUCAAUACUCACACCAGGACUUACCCGCCCAACCCGCCCUUCAACCACACAUCAUGUCUCACGAGUCGGUCUGGUAUUCCCGCCCUAGGACCUACGGCAAGGGCUCUCGCGAGUGCCGCGUCUGCACGCACCCUGCUGGUCUGAUCCGCAAGUACGGCCUCAACAUCUGCCGUCAGUGCUUCCGUGAGAAGAGCGCCGACAUUGGCUUUGUCAAGGUACGUUUCUGUUUCCCCUACACUCUUGCACAGCCUGGCAGAUGAGCGAUCGCGUCUACUACGAGGUUAAAUGCGUAUGGAAGGAGGCAAAGAGGCUGACGAAUCUCACAGC